AUGGAGCAAACAGCAGUCGGCUUUGCCUCCGAAGUCCGCGACGACGCCCCCGGGGUAGCAAUCCCGUCAUCAAGUGACAAACCACCUCGUGGUGACUGUUUAGCAGGCUUUGGUGCUGUAUUUGAUACCUGGGGCGAAUUAUUUUCCUCUCUAAGUGCGUUUGGUGACUCUACUUAUCAGUUAUUUCGCAAGCGUACAUCGACUUCUGUCAAGCUUCGAAAUUCCCAGAUAGAGAAGCGCUGGAAUGCAGCCAAAACACACCGUGCCGAGGUGAUGCGGCUCCUCCCAGAUACGUUUGAGUACUACAGCGUAACUAUGCAGUGUACCCACGGCUUCCAACUGUCACGGAGUUCAAGACCGAAGCUGCCGUCGAGGCGCGCUGCCGUCACGCGUGGACAAUGGCGCCGGACGAGCAGCAUGUUGACGUACAUGAAGAGUGGCGGCUACAAAGUGUGUGUUUCGCGUGAAGGACUUCAACACAACCACGCCGUCGGCGAACAAAUCUACAAGCACUACCCCGAAAGUCGGCGUCUCACCCACGCUGCUCUCCUUGAUAAGGUUGACAGCAUGGCUCGCAGUGGUGCAAAGGCUCGAGGCAUUCAGAUUUAUCUGAGAGAGUUCACUGACAAUCAUCCGAGUAUCAAAGACAUUCACAAUUUGCUCGCUCGACUGAAAAAGAACCGACGGCAAGCCGGAAGCGACUCUGAACGGGCUGAACGGGCACUGCAAGAGCUAUGUUCAACUGACCCUGGUGCUGUAGCCACUUGCUAUCUCGAUUCUGACAAAGUCGCACAAACCAUUGUGUUCCAGACGAGAAAAAUGCGUCGUCUCUUUUCCGCCUUUCCGGAGGUACUGACGAUCGACACCAACAAAAAUCGCUACAAGUUGUUCAGCUUUGUGAUUCGUGAUAUCCACGGAAAGGUACUUAUCAUGCCAUUGCUACCGCCUUGUAUGAUACAAUUGCUUACUGUAUUUGUAAAUAUCUAG
Messenger RNA from Phytophthora sojae, 987 nucleotides. RefSeq lists its product as hypothetical. The transcript has 3 exons. The record is from RefSeq and is a predicted model, not a curated record. Lineage: Eukaryota; Oomycota; Peronosporomycetes; Peronosporales; Peronosporaceae. Bases 1 to 987 code for a protein of 328 amino acids.